This is a messenger RNA of Callithrix jacchus (white-tufted-ear marmoset), 5217 nucleotides long. RefSeq names its product bestrophin 4 (gene BEST4). Gene Ontology annotation, molecular function: chloride channel activity. Lineage: Eukaryota; Metazoa; Chordata; Mammalia; Primates; Cebidae. The record is from RefSeq and is a predicted model, not a curated record.
AGAAGAAGAAAGAAAGAAAAAUAAGCUUGCUUGGUUUCAAGUCCUCCCCAGCUGUUUUUUGUUUGGUUUGUUUUUGUUUUGAGACAGGGUCUCGCUCUGUCACCCAAGCUGGAGUGCAGAGGCUGUAUCAUGGCUCACUGUAGCCUCAAACUCCUGAGCUCAAGUGAUCCUCCCACCUCAGCCUCCCAAGUACCUGGGACUACGGCACACACUACCACACCCAGCUCACUUAAAAAAAAAAUUUGUAGAGACAGGUCUCACAAUGUUCCCCAGGUUGGUCUCAACCUCCUGGGCUCAAAUGAUCCUCCCACUUCAGCCUCCCAAAGUAUCAGGAUUACAGGCAUGAGCCACUGCAGCCUCCUAGCUUUACUUAAAUGAAUCAGAUUCAAAACUGUUCUCAGGUGUCUCAUGGGCUAGAGGGGAGCUUGCCCUGUAAACAGAUCCUAGACCACUGUGGUUAACCGCUGCAAGAGAGAAAACCCAUAGAGCUUUGAGGAGGAAGUUGGGGAGAUCAUGGAAGGCUUCCUAGAGGGUGCUCUGAGCUGCACCUUGAAGAAACAGUUAAAAAUGAGCGAGGCAUAUACACCUACUAUGCACUCACAAAAAUUAAAAUUAAAAAAAAUUAAAAAUGAAGUAGGCAGAGGCUGGUGAUGAGGGUAGAGGUGGGUAAGUCUCAGAAGGUCUCGAGUAUCCAGCUUAAAAGCCAGGACCCGGCUGGGCGUGGUAGCUCACGCCUGUAAUCCAAGCACUUUGGAGGCCAAGGCAGGCAGAUUACCUGAGGUCGGGAGAGUUCAUGACCAGCCUGACCAACAUGGUGAAACCCCGUCUUAAAAAAAAAAAAAAAAAAAGCCAGGACCCAGCACUGUUUGGUCUGGGGCAGGUUAGCAGGACAUCAGGAAAAGGCCUCUGCCUCCUCAUUUCUCAGAGACUGUCUAGUUUGGAGGGCUUAGGAGGCAAGAGUAGACCAAUAGUAAGAAACCAAAGAGAAACAGAUUCAACUUUUCAUAGUAACAGCAGCCCAAGCCAACCACCCACAGUGCUCUAGGCCGUAUGCAUUGUUUAUGUGAAUACUCAAAAUUGCUCCAUGAGGUUAGGUGUUCUGGAUCCUGCUUUGCAGAGGAGGAAACUGAGGUUCAGAGAGAUUAGGUAACUUGCACAGUUACAGAAAGCUGAGAUUCAGACCCAGGUUUGCCCGACUCCCAAGCCUGUGCUCAAAACCACCUCUGUGCUUCCUCUCUUUGGAAAACUCUUUCUUUCUUUAAAAUACAGAGAUGAGGUUUCUCCAUGUUGGUCAGGCUGGUCUCGAACUCCUGACCUCAGGUGAUCCGCCCACCUCAGCCUUCCAAAGUGCUGGGAUUACAGGCGUGAGCCACAGUGCCCGGCCAAGGAAACUCUUGCAGUUGAGAACCAGCUCACAGUGUAGGGUGAGGAACGUCCCCAAACAAGACAGAGGCAAGACCACUGCUCUUGGGAUUUUCAUUGUUCACUUAUCUUAGCACUGGGAGGGUAUGUGAACUGCCAAUUCUCUUCUCAUUUUGAGAUUCUCUUUCUCUUUCUGUCUUUCUUUCUUUCUUUUUUUGACAGAGACUUGCUCUGUACCCCAGACAGGCUGGAGUACAGUGGCGCAAUCUUAGCUCACAGCAACCUCCACCUCCUGGGUUCAAGUGAUUCUCCCAUUGAGAUUCUAUUUCUUUUAGAGAAUUAGUAAUGGUACUUGCCUGGCCCAGGCUAGAGUGCAGUGGCACAAUCUUGGCUCAUUGCAACCUCUGCCUCCCUGGGUUCAAGCGAUUCUCCUGCCUCAGCCUCCCACAUACCUGGGAUUACAGUUGCGUGCUGCCCGGCUAAUUUUUGUAUUUUCAGUAGAGACAGGGUUUCACCAUGUUAGGCCAGGCUGGUCUCUAACUCCUGACCUCAAGUGGACUGACCUCAAGUGCUAGGAUUACAGGGAUAAGCCACUGCGCCUGGUAGCAGAGGUUCUAUCGGCACCUUAGGUAUUACUUCCUCUGUUUGACAGAUGAAGAAAUUGAAACCCAGAGGUGAAAGUGGCCAUUCAAAUCCUGGGCGCCCCUAGGAGUCAGGAUGUUGGACACAGGGCUUAACAGGGCCUGCACUCCUAUCCUGAACUUCCAGAUCUGUGGCUGCCAGCCCUGUGGCAUGGAUGGGGAAGAGCCUGGCCAAGACCCCCAGAGCCUGAACAAGAAGCCUGGGAGUGUGGCCACUGCACAGGAUGGGUUCUGGAGCUCACGCCCUUGCCAGGCCACUUCCAGCAUUGGAAGUCCAUCAGCCCUGGCUUUGAAUCCUACCUCCAAUAUGCUCUAGCUGUGUGGCCAACAGUGGGCAAGUCAUUUACCUCUUGGAACCUCAUCUGUGAAAUGUGGAAGAUUGAUUCCUACCUUAUGGGGCUGUGAUGAGGAUUUCAUGAGAGGAUAACAUAGUAGUGCCCUUGGCAUGGCGCCUGUCACUUAGUCAGUGCUCUGUAAUCAGCAGCUGGUAUUAUUAUAACAGUUUAUCAUGCAUCUGUCUUCCCACCUGAAACGUGGGACAGUAAUUCCUGUCAGACUGGCUUGAAGGACAUGGUGUCGUCUGUGUGAGCUGUGGGGUCAUUAUAGGUGGCAUUACUGCCACUCAGAGGCCAGCCCAGCCCUACAGGGGUACAGAGACACACCCAGUUCCCAGCACCAGGGGAAGCUGGAUGACAGCUUCAAUCCAUCAGUGAUAGGCCUCAGUCCAGCCUGACUUUAUAGACCCCAGGGGUACUUAAGUCUGUGGGGGGUGAAGUCUAGCCCAGUUCUUCCUCCACACGGCUGCUGCCCAGAGCAGGCAGGCAGGUAUGGGAUGGGGGUAGGAGUGCCCUGGGCCUUGAUAGACUAGUUAAUCAGCUUCCAGAGCAAGGCUCCAAGGAAUAGCAGUGGGUUUGGGCAGGAGCUGUGUCUCUUGUCCGCAGCAGUUUAGGAUCUGGUUAUCCCUAGCCCUGCAGACUGAAGAGGAGCUUGAGGAAGCCUCAUGCAUGAAGGGACAUAGAUCUCAGUUCUACCUUGCCCAACUCUAGCCUGGUUUUGCCGUGUACUGCUGAGUUCUGCAGGGGAUGGGGUGUGCUUUUCUGCUCUGCAGGCUCCUGCCCUCUUUCCACUGAUGCAGGAUCUCAGCACCAUGACGGUUUCAUACACUCUCAAAGUAGCAGAGGCCCGCUUUGGAGGUUUCUCUGGACUUCUUCUUCGAUGGAGGGGAAGCAUCUACAAGCUCCUCUACAAGGAAUUCUUCCUCUUUGUGGCCUUGUACGCUGUGCUUAGCAUCAUCUACCGGCUGCUGCUGACCCAGGAGCAGAGGCAUGUGUAUGCUCAGGUAGCCCGGUACUGCAACCGCUCAGCGAACCUCAUCCCUUUGUCCUUUGUACUGGGUUUCUAUGUGACUCUGGUGGUGAACCGCUGGUGGUCUCAGUACACAAGCAUCCCUCUGCCAGACCAGCUGAUGUGCGUCAUCUCUGCCAGCGUGCACGGCGUGGACCAGCGGGGCCGCCUGCUGCGCCGCACCCUCAUCCGCUACGCGAACCUGGCUUCCGUGCUGGUGCUGCGCUCGGUCAGCACCCGCGUGCUCAAGCGCUUCCCCACCAUGGAGCACGUGGUGGACGCAGGUGCGCCGCUUGCCGGAAGCCUCUGUGGGGCCGGCCCACGGCCGGAUGCAGGUUUCAUGUCCCAGGAAGAGAGGAAAAAGUUUGAGAGCCUGAAAUCCGACUUCAACAAAUAUUGGGUGCCCUGUGUGUGGUUCACCAACCUAGCGGCCCAGGCCCGGAGGGACGGGCGAAUCCGUGACGACAUCGCUCUCUGUCUACUUUUGGAAGAGCUGAACAAGUACCGAGCCAAGUGCAGCAUGCUAUUCCACUAUGACUGGAUCAGCAUCCCCCUCGUCUACACCCAAGUCGUGACCAUAGCUGUCUACUCCUUCUUUGGCCUCUCCCUGGUUGGCCGACAGUUUGUGGAGCCAGAGGCAGGGGUUGCCAAACCUCAGAAGCCUCUGGAGUCAGGCCAGGAGCCAGCCCCGGCCCUGGGAGACCUGGACAUGUAUGUGCCUCUCACCACUCUACUGCAGUUCUUCUUCUAUGCUGGCUGGCUCAAGGUGGCUGAACAGAUCAUCAACCCAUUUGGUGAGGACGAUGACGACUUUGAGACAAACCAGCUCAUAGACCGCAACUUGCAGGUGUCCCUUCUAUCCGUGGACGAAAUGUACCAGAACCUGCCCCCCGCCGAGAAGGACCAGUACUGGGAUGAGGACCAGCCGCAGCCACCCUACACUGUGGCCACGGCGGCCGAGUCUCUGCGGCCCUCCUUCCUGGGCUCCACCUUCAACCUGCGCAUGAGCGACGAACCUGAGCAGAGCCUGCAGGUGGAGGCGUCGCCCGCGUCGGGUCGGCCCGCGCCCGCCGCGCAGACCCCGCUGCUCGGCCGCUUCCUGGGCGCAGGGGCGCCCUCCCCGGCCAUCAGCCUCCGGAACUUCAGCCGCGCGCGAGGCACCCCCCGCACCCCGCAUCUGCUUCGCCUCCGGGCCGAGGAGGGCGGAGACCCCGAGGCCGCAUCCCGCAUCGAAGAAGAGGCGGCGGAGUCCGGGGACGAGGCCCUGGAGCCUUGAGGUCUCGCCUGCCCCCGCCUGCUUCCCCACACACACUGCCCCCCUUCCCUGCCAUGCGCGGUCCUGCUUGCCAGUUCUAUUAAACCAGCUUUUCCUGAGUGCCUUGAAGGCCAAAGCAUUUAGGGACAGAACUUGAAAAAGAAGAUGACAGGAAGGGCCUGGGCCAGGUCUGGGAAUGUGUCCACUUUGGUGGUAGAGAAGGUUGGAUGGGUUGCUUAGGGGAGGUGAAAUUAGAAAAAUAAAAGCCUAGCCACAGAGGACCAGGUGUAAGGUUAGCUUCACAGCAACGGGAAGUUAGGCCAGUGGUUCUCAAACUUGAGUAAGGAUCAGCAUCACUGAAGCUCUUGUCAAAAGAGUGCAUUAGAUUUGGGAUGGUGCCCGAUAACUUGCAUUUCUAACAAGUUCCCAGGUGACGCUGUGCUGCUGGUCCAGGAAGCGCAAUCUGAGAGUCACGUGAAGCAGUGCUUGAAGAGGUAUACGUUACCCUGGUAACCUUACUCAGAAGAGGCAUCCCUGUGUGCUGGGGGACUUCUGCCUUAUCUGUAAUGUUCAAGUUUUUGUUUACAUUGAGAAUAUAUUCAAGUUUUUCUUUAA